Molecule: messenger RNA, 5310 nt
Organism: Closterium sp. Yama58-4
Lineage: Eukaryota; Viridiplantae; Streptophyta; Zygnematophyceae; Desmidiales; Closteriaceae
Source: the annotation of a GenBank genome assembly
AUGUUGACGCUUCCUGUCGCCUCCGUCGAAACCUGCGCGUCCUUCGCCACCUCUCUCGCCACCAACGCCCGUAGCGCCGCUGCUCGUCGCCUCGGCUCGGCUAAUUUCCUGGGCGGGCAUAAAGGCCUGCUCGCAGCCACCGCUGUGCCAGUCGCGUCCGUGAAGUCUUCUAGGCCGGUCACCACGGAAUCUCUCUUCUCCUUCGCCGGGUGGGGCAAGCCAGCAGCGCCGAUGGCGGCGGCAGGUGUGGCGCAGGAGCCGGACACGGACAACCCCGGCGCGGGGCUGCAGUUCGCCGAGUUCGGCGCGGGCUGCUUCUGGGGCGUCGAGCUCGCCUUCCAGCGGGUCCACGGUGUUGUCAAGACGGAGGUUGGCUACACGCAAGGCAUCAAUGACAAGCCGACAUAUGAGCAGGUGUGCUCUGGGCGCACAGGCCACGUGGAGGCAGUGAGAGUUGUGUAUGAUCCCAAGGAGGUGUCUUACGAGGGGCUGCUAGAUGUGUUCUGGGGCAGGCACGACCCCACCACUCUCAACCGCCAGGGAGGUGACGUUGGCACUCAGUACCGCUCAGGAAUCUAUUUUUUCUCACCUGAGCAAGAGGAAAUUGCAAUGAAGUCUUUGGAGGCGAGACAGGCUCAGAUUGGCAGGAAAAUUGUGACAGAAAUUAUGCCUGCAAAGAAGUGGUAUCCUGCUGAGAGCUACCAUCAACAGUAUCUUGCCAAGGGUGGGAGGUUUGGCAUGGGGCAAUCAGCAGCCAAGGGUUGCACGGAUCCCAUCAGGGCCACGUCUGGCGGCGCAGAAAGCGGUGGAGGAGGCGGAGCUAGCGACAAUAAGUUCCUGCGGGUGUCGAUCCAGUCCGUUGCGCUCGCGCUGGUGUUCGGCGGAGCGGCGGCGUUUCUCCGCAUGCUGCUCUCCGCGCUCCCCCCGGACUUCCUCUCGCGCUGGAAAAAGCUGUUCGCGGAGCAGCCUCACUUCGACCCUAAGGCCGCCGUCGAAGCGCGCCGAGCCACCGCCAUCUACGACUGCCACGGCGACUUAAUUGCCACCGUCGUUCCCGGCGGAUUCGGCGGGCGGCGGAAAGACGCUAGCAAGGGGCAGGCGCCGUUGAAGCCAACAGAGGUGCCGGCGGUGAUGUGGCAGGCGGUUAUCGCGACGGAGGACCGACGGUUCUUUGAGCACCAGGGAUUCGAUCCCAAGGGCCUGACACGUGCCAUUAUGUCAUUGGCGCGCACGGGAGGCGGGAGUACGAUCACGCAGCAGCUGGUGAAGAACGUGUUUCUAUCGAACGAGCGGCGGUGGACGCGCAAGCUGGUGGAGAUUAUACUGGCCGUGAUUAUAGAGAGGCGCAUGACCAAGUGGGACAUCCUGCACCUCUACCUCAAUAAGAUCUACUGGGGCCACGGGGUGACGGGGUUGGAGGCGGCGUCAGCGCUCUACUUUGGGAAGCACCCGUCGCUGCUCACGCUGGGCGAGUGCGCCAUGCUCGCUGGCAUCAUCCCCGCGCCCGAGCUGCUCUCGCCCUACCGCGACCCCUCCAGGUGUGUACCACCUGCACUAGGUACCACCUGGGCUUGCAGGGGCCGCAAGCCACAGGCGCGCGCGCUGAGGCGGAUGGUGGAGGCGGGGUUUCUGGACAUCGCCACGGCCACGGAGGCCAUGCAGCAGCCGCUGAGGCUGGGGUCGGAGGCCAAGCACGGCACGUCCGGGCCGUGGCGAGCGCCCUUCUUCGUCAGCGAGGUCCUGUACGAGCUAGCGCAGAAGUACGGGCGCGAGGAGGUGGUGCGGGGCGGGCUGCAGGUGCACACGACGCUGGACCUGACGAUGCAGGACGCGGGGGAGAAGGUGGUGGGGGAUGGCACGCGCGAGUACGACCAGGAGAGGGAGGCAGCGGCGCAGCGAGACAUUGCUGCCAUCGCCAUGAAGCUGGAGGAGCUGCGGGGGAGAAGGCAGCAGCAGAUACUCGCGACCGUGGCUGCUGCUGCUGUCACUCGAAAGGUGGGCUGGGGAGUGUCUCACUCCCCUCCCGUGUCUCAUCCCUCCCGUGUCUCACUCCCCUCCCGUGUCUCACUCCCCUCCCGUGUCUCACUCCCCUCCCGUGUCUCACUCCCCUCCCGUGUCUCACUCCCCUCCCGUGUCUCACUUUCCUUUCGUGUCUCACUCCCCUCCCGUUCGCCACCUCCCUUUCCUCGUGUCUCUCCCCCUUCCAUCCGCCCUCCCCCCUCUUACAGAGUGUCUGAGAUGAUGGCGGACGAGACAGCAGCCGUGGCGCGCACGCUCGAGCGAUUCGCAGCCACGGAACGCACGCUGACAACCGCCAUGCAGCGCUAUGAGAACGAGCUCAAGAGCGCUCAGGCUGCCAGGCUAGAAGGAGCCAUGGUGGCAAUGGACCCGCUCUCGGGCGCAGUGAGAGUGCUGGUGGGCGGCCGCGACUACUACGACAGCUGCUUCAACCGCGCCACGCAGGCCCUCCGCCCCCCCGGCUCCACCUUCAAGCCCGUCGUCUACCUCACUGCACUCGCCGAGGGCAUCACCAAGGACUACGUACUAAUAGACGAGCCGUACGAGGUGGGCGGCUUUGCUCCGGAGAACUACGACCGCAAGUUCCGCGGGCCCGUCACACUCGAGGAGUCGCUGCUCAAGUCGCUCAACGUGCCAACAGUCAAGCUCUGCGCUGAGAUCGGCGUGGAUAAGGUGUGUCACAUGGGGCGCGCACUGGGCAUCAAGACCCCUCUCCCCCACGAGCUGGCACUCUCACUGGGGGGCUGUGAGGUGACGCCCCUGCAGCUCACCACCGUCUACUGCACGAUCGCUGCAGGGGGGAUCUACCACCGCCCGCACCUCAUCACACGCGUGGAGUCGUACAACGGAAGGGUGCUGGAAGAAGCCAAGGUGUGCAUGGAGCGCAGGGACCCAGUGGUGGACGAGGCAGCGGUGGGCGAGUUGAGGAAGCUGCUGCAAGCCGUGGUGGAGAGGGGCACUGGCAAGGGCGCGCGCAUGGACCGCCCGUGCGCCGGCAAGACGGGCACGAGUGACGGGCACCGCGACUGCUGGUUCGCUGGCUUCACCCCGCAGCUGGCGUGCGUGUGCCGCCAGGUAUGGCUGGGCCACGACAACAACAAGCAGGUGGGAAGGCUGCAACCCGGCUCUGGCUUAUCCCAUUGUUACAUGUCCCCAACCCUGUGCCCUUGCCUGCUGCCCUCUCCUCCGCCGCAGGUGUGGCUGGGCUACGACGACAACCAGCCGGUGAGUGGCUUUUCCGGCUCUCCUCCCUCUCACUCGCGCCCUGCACCACUCUCGCACCGCCUCACCACCCUCCACCCAUCCCCACCCCUUGUGCCCCCUCCCCCCUGCCAGGUAUGGCUGGGCUACGAUGACAACCUGCCGGUGGGGGGUCUGCACCCCGGCACCGGUUCCAGCCACGCUGCACCGCUCUGGAGUCGUUUCAUGACCCUCGCCCACGAGGGGCUGCCCGUUAAAAAAAUCCUCGAACCUGCGCGGGACAGGUACAGCAGAGGGGCGGGUGGGAGGGAGUUUCAGAAGCGAAGCCGGCGUGCUCAGAAGGUGGGGCUGAGUGAGGUGCGGCGCCGGGAGGGCGGCAGGAGGAAGGGCCGGCGGGAGGUGGUGUGGAAAGACGUGUGGGAUUGGGAGAAGGCGAGCAGUGGGUGGCAGGAGAGGGAGAAGAUGGAGGAGUGGGCAGCAGCGAGAAGAAAGAGGGCUGAGGAGAUUAGGGCUUUGAGGGCCAAGUGGGGAUGGCUGCCGUUUGUGAAGGGGAAUAAGGGAGCAGGAGGGGAGGGAGGAGGGGAGUCGCCGGGGAGAGGGUUGCUGGGGGAUGAAGGGGAAGAGGUGGGGGAGGAUGAUUACGAGGAUGCACUGCGGUUCUUUGAGCGGGCGAAUCAGGAGGAGGGGCAGGGGGGGAGGAGGAGUGGGGAGAGGGGAGGGGAGAGGGGUGGAGAGAGGGAGGGGGGCACAGGGAGGGUUGUUUCUGCAGCGGCAAUGGCUGCUGCGAAGUGGGGUGCGGGGAGGAGAGGAGGGGGCGUGGAGAAGCGAGGGGGGAGUGGGGAGACAGGAGCAGAGAGGCGAGUGGAGGAGGAGAUGGGGAGGAGUUGGAGUGCGGAGGAGGGAGUGGAGGGGGAGGACGAGGAGGAGAGCGAGGUUUGUGCGAGGGAUGGGGAGGGGGGUGAUGAGGAUGGGGUGUGGGAGGAAGGGGAGGGAGAGGAGGAGGAGGAGGAGGAGGAGGAGGAGGAAGAGGAGGAGGUGUUGGCUCGCAUGCAGGAGAGGCUGGAGGAGCAGUUUGGGGUGCGACUGGUGGAGGCUGUAUUUGAGAGGCGAGGGGGGGACGGGGGCACGGGGGCAGAUUUCAAGGGGAGGGGAGGUGGGAAUGCAGGAACAGCAGGAGGGGGGGGUGGAGAGAGGGGUGGGAGGGAAGAGGGUGGUGGAGCGGGUGAGGCGGCAUUGUAUGAGGGAGUGCCUGUGCCGUCUGUGGAAGCAGCAGCAUCCUCACGGCCGCCUGCAUCUUUAGAAGGCCUCAGGUGGCCCGGUCUGCAACCCAAGCCUCAGUUGCUGAGAACCAAGCAGCACCUGCAGCAGCAGCAGCAGCAGCAGAAGAAGCAGCAGAGAGAGCUGGUGAGUGCGAAUUUCUUCACAGCAGUGGAUUCGGAAUCUGCUGCGCCUGACAUCUCUCCGCUGCAGGCGUGGCCGGAGAAACAGGGCGGUGGGGCGGAGGGCGGAGGGGAGAUGGAGGCGUGCUGCCCCAUGCCCCCGUGCACGGGCCUGCUGCCUGCCUGCAGGGAGCCGUCACUGGAAGGGGGUGCAGAUGCUGAAAGGGAUGCAGCGGGUGAGAGGGAGCGUGAGGAGGACAAUGAGGAGAAGCGGCUGGGGUGGACCAAGCGGCUGUUUGUGAAGACGAGGGUCACGGCUCCGAGCGGUGCGCCCCUGCCCCCGUCUUCGUCUGUAUCUGCUGCCUACUCUGCUGCAUACUCUGCCUAUACCACCACAGCUACUUCGGGAAGGGGCGACUUGGAGGAAAUUCCCGGGCAACACCCGGUGUCUUCUCCUUCUCUCGUCCCGUCCCCGUCCUCCUUGGGACCUCCGUCGUCGCUAGCCCCCACACUCCAGCACCCUUCAGUUUCCGGCAGGUAUCCUGCUGAUGUCAGCAGCGUGCCUGGCAGUUCAACAGGCGCGUGGGGGAGUGCGGUGCCGUGGCGGCAGCAGAAAGGAGCUGGCCUGGGCCGGGACGCUCCACUGGACAAGGCUAGUUCCCCUGCUCGGUUUGGUAAAUUUGGUGGAAGGAGCCAGACAGGCAGGACGUAG